This is a messenger RNA of Kwoniella shivajii, 912 nucleotides long. RefSeq lists its product as uncharacterized. The transcript is spliced from 4 exons. Gene Ontology annotation, biological process: RNA processing. The record is from RefSeq and is a predicted model, not a curated record. The coding region runs from base 1 to 912 and encodes 303 amino acids. Gene Ontology annotation, molecular function: ribonuclease III activity. Lineage: Eukaryota; Fungi; Basidiomycota; Tremellomycetes; Tremellales; Cryptococcaceae.
AUGGCUGAGACAGAGAAAAACCAUAUCCCAACUUCGGCUCUAGUUUUACUUGAUAACUUCACUUAUCCACCAUUACCACCUAUCCUUGAUGGUGACUUGGAGAAACAAGUGUUCACACAUAAAUCAGUAGCAAGUAAUUUACCUAUUGAGUUAGCUCAAAAGUUUCAAAGUUAUGACAAGUUAGCUCAUAUCGGUGAUUCUCUACUUAACACAUUCAUCACUUGCUUGUUACAUUCCAUCAAACCCGAAUCACGAUCCAAUGUUGCCACCAACCUUCGAUCUAAACUCACCACGAGAGAAAUCAAUACUCGAAUUGCUAAACACUACGGAUUACCCGGACGAGUCCAGUGUGGCGGUAGCGACAAAUCUACUUUCCUCUUAUCAGAUCAGUUACAUGGCGAGGUUUACGAAGCUUAUAUUGCAGGAUUGUUUUAUUCAUACAUGAAUGUUAACGAUCAAACCAACAUCAAGUCCAAGAUCGGCUCGGAUCACAGCAAAAAGAAUAACUUGUCCUCCACGGGUAGGGAUAGGGUGUCAUACGGUCAAGCAUUCGAUAGACUUUCUUCAUUCCUUGUCAAGAUAUAUACACCUCUCAUCCAGGGUUCAUACGAUUCUUAUUCCGAAUAUAUGGACACGGUGACUGAAUUGUCAUUGGGAGCCAAAGCUGAACUUAAUCAAUACACUCAGAAACUCAGGUUAGGUACUCCUCAUUAUUCUCCUGCCGAGUAUUUGUGGCCUGAUUGGAUACUCGAAAAUGAUCGUAGAGGAGAUCAUGGAAAAGUAUGGAAAAGUGUUUGUACAGUCUACAAGGGAAAUGGUACGAAAAUAACUAAAGAAGGUAUAGCGGAUGGAGUAAAGCCAGCCGAGAACGUGGCUGCUUUCCUUGUCUUGAAAGAACUUAAGGGUAUUUGA